AAAUUACUUACUCAUUCACACUUGUUCAAUCUGCAUCUUCCAUAUUCUUUCAAUUUUCAAUUUCCAUUUCCCAAACAAAAAUGGCACCAAAAGGAGAGAAGAAGCCAGCCGAGAAGAAACCUGUAGAGGAGAAGAAAUCCACAAUAGCCGAGAAGACUCCCGCCGAGAAGAAGCCAAAGGCCGGAAAGAAGCUACCCAAGGACGGUGGCGCCGCUGCCGGAGACAAGAAGAAGAAGAGAAACAAGAAGAGUGUGGAGACCUACAAGAUCUACAUCUUUAAGGUUCUGAAACAAGUUCACCCUGACAUUGGUAUCUCAAGCAAGGCCAUGGGUAUAAUGAACAGUUUCAUCAACGAUAUCUUUGAGAAGCUUGCUGCUGAAUCUUCGAGGCUUGCGAGGUAUAACAAGAAGCCAACGAUAACUUCGAGGGAGAUUCAGACUGCGGUUAGGCUUGUUCUUCCUGGAGAAUUGGCCAAGCAUGCUGUAUCUGAGGGUACCAAAGCUGUAACCAAGUUCACUAGAGAGAAAAAACCAGCGGAGAAGAAACCCGUAGAGGAGAAGAAAUCCACAAUAGCCGAAAAGUCUCCCGCCGAGAAGAAACCCAAGGCCGGAAAGAAGCUACCCAAGGACGGUGGCGCCGCCGCCGGAGACAAGAAGAAGAAGAGAAACAAGAAGAGUGUGGAGACCUACAAGAUCUACAUCUUCAAGGUUCUGAAACAAGUUCACCCUGACAUUGGUAUCUCAAGCAAGGCCAUGGGUAUAAUGAACAGUUUCAUCAACGACAUCUUUGAGAAGCUUGCUGCUGAAUCUUCGAGGCUUGCGAGGUAUAACAAGAAGCCGACGAUAACUUCGAGGGAGAUUCAGACUGCGGUUAGGCUUGUUCUUCCCGGAGAAUUGGCCAAACACGCCGUGUCUGAGGGUACUAAAGCUGUAACCAAGUUUACAAGCGGUUAGAGUUGUAACAGUUUUGUUGUUGUUUAAUGGGUUCUUGUUUACUGGAUCUGGUUUUAUGUUAUUAUAGAUUUCAAGAGUAGUUUUUCUACUCUUUAGCUUGUAUGAUGAAGUAAUGGGAUAUAUUGGAUCCUUUGUGUAUUGAAAAUGGUGGAAUUGAUUAUAUUUGGUGUUCA
Molecule: messenger RNA, 1126 nt
Organism: Lathyrus oleraceus (garden pea)
Lineage: Eukaryota; Viridiplantae; Streptophyta; Magnoliopsida; Fabales; Fabaceae
Product: probable histone H2B.1
Exons: 2
Coding region: 81-953 (290 amino acids)
Cellular component (GO): nucleosome
Molecular function (GO): protein heterodimerization activity; DNA binding; structural constituent of chromatin
Source: RefSeq, a predicted model, not a curated record